Molecule: messenger RNA, 4146 nt
Organism: Scaptodrosophila lebanonensis
Lineage: Eukaryota; Metazoa; Arthropoda; Insecta; Diptera; Drosophilidae
Exons: 9
Coding region: 1-4146 (1381 amino acids)
Biological process (GO): proteolysis
Molecular function (GO): zinc ion binding; metallocarboxypeptidase activity
Source: RefSeq, a predicted model, not a curated record
AUGAAUUCCAAGAAGUCGCAAUCGCAAUCGUCAACCCAAAAACGAGCAAAGAUCGUAUGCGCGCGCGCACCACUCCGCACCACCGCCAAACCACCGACAAACAUCAUAGCAUCAGUCAUCAUAGCAUCAACAUCAUUCCCAAUGCUGCCCCCUGCCGUCUGCCACUUGAGCGUAAAGCUUCUGUUGCUGCGUCUGCUGCUGGUCACCGCCUAUGAGUAUGGCUAUCAUCCUAGUGCCGAGGAGUUUGACAGCUUGCUGCGUGAAACGCGUACUUGGACGCGGGACUUGUUGGCGGCGGAGCGCAGGCGGGAACGGUUUAUACCCAAAUACAGGCAACAAACGCAAGUGCAAAAAAUUGAUAGACCCGCUGGCGGCUCGUUGGAUUUUCAAAUGUUUAGCGAGGAGCAGAAUGUGGCUGAUCAACAGCCCUAUGUCUAUGAGGAUGUCGACUACGGAUCCGAGCCGCCGGGACUAGCGAACAUGCACGUACAGAGUCAGCUCAUUGAGAUCAGUGAGCCGAAUAAGAAAUUGCCUCCCGCCGCCAGCGCCUCGAAUGGCAGCUCCACAUUUCCCAUAUUCUUCACGAAUCCCGCCACUGGUAUUGUCUAUGCCAUCACCGAGCUGGGACAUGCGGAUAAUUAUGCUGUGGCUCAUCUGAAUGAUAGCAGCAGCAUACCGAUUUUUGUCACGAAAACACAAUACGACAACGAUUUGCAGGCAAUGCGUGAUCAUUAUGAGGGAGCAGCAGCAGCAGCAGCUGCAGCAGCGACAUCUAGCGCUCUAUCCACACCCGUCAUUGUGGCCUCAACAUCGCCGACAACAGCACGCCCGCAGAUCAUACGUUUGCAAAAGCCCAAGGGUCCGACGGCGGGACCGCCUAGGCCAAGCAAUAAGCUGCCCAUGGCAACCAGCAGUAGUCCCCACAAGCAUAAGCCACCACCGGUUAUGGUGCCCAGUAACGCACUCGCGGUCAAUGAUCAGAUAAAGCGACCGACGACGACGAUGAGGACGCCAACGAAAAAGCCUCUGCCAACGCGUCGUACUCGCACGAAGACGAAGAAGAGCAAGAAGAAAAAGAAGAAGAAGCAGCACAAGCGUCCCGGAUACAGGCCGACACUGAGACCAACAUCGGUGCUACAACAACCCCAAAUAAUAUUGGGAACCCGCACAAGUACAACAACGAAUAGCACCACAAUACCGUCAGCUUCACGUCCCAGCGCGACCAUUUCCAUGGACAAGCUGUCCACACAGCUGGAGAAGCCGCAAGGGCCGAGUGCGAUAAAUGGGGGUGUGGAUGAACCUGCAGAUGCGAUGGGUGUCAGUGGAGGAGGCACCACAUUUAGUCAGCAUCCAUUCGUUGUCUCGAGUGGUUACAUUGAUUUGAAUUCCCGGCAAGUACCCAAAAAUCAUCGACUGAUGAGGCGAUCGGUGGAAACGGUGUCGGCCCGAAAGACUGGAGGUGGUGGUGGUGGUGGUGGCAAGCGCAGAAGGAAAUCUCAGACAAAAAAGAGGAAACAAUCGCCGGAGACUUCAACGAUCUCGAGACGUAGCGGUGCAGCUAAGCAGAAACGUAAAGAGAAGAGGAGCGAGGAAGAUGGAUUCGAUUUGUUGGAUCUGUUAACCGAUGAGGCAGAUGAGGAUGGUGCUGAAUACUAUGACGAUGGUUCCUAUUACUACGACGAAGAGACUGAUGGAAAUAUAACCCCAGCCAAGUUAAAUGUGGAGACUACCGAAUGGCAUUCGGAUCUGAAAGAAGACACUACAACACAAGAUAAUAGUAGCUCGGCAGAAGAAGGUGCCGAUUUCGGUGCCUUGGAGGAGGAAUUAGUCGUACCAGUGAGUCCGACGGGCGUCAGUUCCAAGCUCGGCACAGUGCAGAGUGCCGAGGAAACUCAGUCCAACAGUAAGAAUAGCAUGGGCAAAAAAAGAAUACGUCGUCGACCUCCGAGUGUGGGAAAUCAGGUCGGUGGUGAUGGCUCCAGCUCGGAUGAGUACGAUGAUGAGGAUGACGAGGAUGAGAGUGCCACAGGCAUGGGCAUGAGUGCUGGUUUCGGUAGCUUUCUUCGGAUGAUUUUUUAUCCGGUUCAAGUAGCGAUGGACCGCAUCUAUGAUGGCUUUACGGGUCACAGUGAGGAGGAGGAUGCGAAUAAAAUUAAAAAGCCCAAAUAUCCCAGCUAUACGCUCUAUCAUAGUGCCCAUAGCAAGGGCAGCAAUGAGUUCGUAGCUGCUGCUGCUGAUGAUGAUAAUGAUGAUGAUGUGGAUGAGGAGGAAGACUCGUCUAGCUCCUUGGGUGGCUGGUUCAGUUCGUGGUUCGGUCUACGGCGACGUACAAAGAAAAUUGGUAGCACAACAGUGAUGCCAUUGACGCCAACGCCAGCACCAGCUCCAGCACCUACCGAGGAGCCCGGCUGGCUGGAAUGGUUGGGCUUCGGCUUUGGCAAGACAACAACGACAGCAGCGUCCAUCGAAGAAGAUGACUACGAUAAAUGGUUUUCUAGCUGGUUCGACUCGAAGCCCAAGCAGAAGGCACGUCGCCGCACAACCACAUCGACAACAACAACGACAACACCAACACCACAGGUUCCCAUACUGACCAUUGUGGAUCCGUUGCGUAACCCACAAAACUGGAUUGGCAUACUGGCCCAUCACAUUGCCAACACGACGAGCAGCUCGACAACCACACACAAUCCACUAAUGGAAGCGUUGACUCGUGUAACUACCACCACCACCACGACGGAGAAUCCAGAUAUUCCGCGACGGAUAAGCUACGAAAAGUUUCAGAUCUGGCGUCUAAAGCCGCAAGAUGAGGCCCAGGUGCGGGCUCUGGAGGAGUUCAAGAAGGGCGAGGACGGCAACAAGCUGCAAUGGCUUAAGGGGCCAAGUCUAAGAGGCCUCACCGAUGUCCUCGUGCCACCGAAAAUGCUCGUUGACUUGCAGGGCACCCUCAAUUUUGAGGGUAUUGCGCACGAAGUGCUGAUCUUCGAUGUGGGAAAGGCCAUUUCCUAUGAGCAAUCCAAAGAGGACUACCUCUAUACCACACCCACGCACAGUAAGCGACCGGCCAAGCCCAGCAAGUUCGGACCUGCACCCACGCAACCGGCGAUAACCUGGAAUAAAUAUUAUGAGCACGAUGACAUCAUAAAUUACCUGGAAACGAUACGUAUGCGGCAUGCGCAGCUCGUCGAGCUCAUACACAUAGGCCGCUCCUACGAAGGACGACCCCUGGUCGUGGUUAAGAUCGAGUCGAAGCAGACGGCUGCCGCGGCCAGAGCCGCGGUUGCGAACAGUCACAAGCGCUUAAAGUAUAAACGAAAGUCGGGUCAGGCGAAUGCCGUCUUCAUCGAGGCGGGUGCGCAUGGUCUGGCCUGGAUUGGACCUGCGGCGGCCACCUGGAUGAUCAGCGAACUGCUACGCUUAAUGCGAACAAACAAAACCGAUCCGGACUACGAGUCCAUACGCAACACCACCUGGUACAUUAUGCCGGUCCUCAAUCCGGAUGGGUAUGUGUACAGUCAUGAGUACGAUCGUUUUUGGAAAAAGUCACGUUCCCGGCAUGUGGCCAAAACCCAGGGCGGCAUUCUAAACUCAGCCAUGACUUGGCUGCAACAGAAACGAAAUAGUGAAAAGGUCUGCUAUGGGGUUGACUUGGAUCGGAAUUGGCUGUAUCAUUGGGGCAAGCGGGGUAGUUCCAAGACACCCUGUAAUGAGUUCUAUGCGGGGCCAACUCCGUUCUCGGAGCCCGAAACGAAAGCGGUUUCAGAGUUCCUCAUGGACUAUCGCACGCAAAUUAAGCUGUACAUAUCCCUGCAGGCCUACGGUCAAGUGAUUUCCUAUCCCGUCAAGGCGAAUUCAACAUUCAAUGCGGAGCGUAUGGAUGAUUUUCUGGAUGUUGCCAUGGUUGGUACAGAUUGUUUGCGUAAAAGGGGCAGCAAGGCGCGUUACAAAGUGGACUCGGCGCAUGAUCUAAUCGAGCAUCGAUCUGGUUGUGCCGAUGCGUUUGCCGCCUAUGAAAUCGGUAUACCCUUUAGCUAUACCCUGCAACUGGCCGAUAAUGGCGUCCAUGGGUAUCUGCUGCCCAGCAGCGCCAUUGAGCCGACAGCGCGCGAUGCCUUCGAGAUUAUAACGGGGAUGCUGGACUACAUUUGA